Molecule: messenger RNA, 992 nt
Organism: Rhagoletis zephyria (snowberry fruit fly)
Lineage: Eukaryota; Metazoa; Arthropoda; Insecta; Diptera; Tephritidae
Source: RefSeq, a predicted model, not a curated record
GUCUACGAUACGAUCGCCGCCACGGACCGAUCCUUUGGCUUCAAUGUCAUCUUUGAGCCUGAAGCCCGCCAGGAGGAUGUCUUUGAACACUCAGGCGUGAAACGGCUGAUUGAUAUGGCACUGGAUGGUUUUGCCUGCACUGUAUUUGCCUACGGACAGACGAGCACCGGCAAGACGUUCACCUUAACUGGCAAUGUUUUCCAGAUUGAAGCAGAGCGACAGUCAGUGUCGUCUCACCGGCGAGGUCAGCCAGCCAGUCGAAGCAGCGGUGGAAGUCAUCGAGGCAAGCCAUCAUCAUCAUCUCACAGCAAUGGCAAUCACAACGGCGCUGCUGCUGCCGCUGCGGCGCCUGGCCCCAAGAACAUCGGCAUUGUGCAGCUCUCCUUUGCUUAUCUCUUCGAACAGAUUAAGCGUCGCAAACUUCGUGACAAGACACUUUACGUGAUCACCGUCUCCUACUUGGAAAUCUACAACGAACAGGUUCUCGACCUGCUAAAUCCGUCGCCUCGAUGUCUGAACGUUCGCUGGGCAAAGGAUCGUGGCUUCUACGCGGAGAAUCUCUUCAAGGUGGAGUGCGAAGACAUCGGCGACCUGGAAGGUGUUCUCGAGGAGGGUUGCAAGAACCGUCAGGUGCGAAGUCAUAGCAUGAAUGAGAACUCCAGUCGCAGCCACGCAGUGAUGACCAUCACCUUGUCUUCUGAAACCCCCGAUCCAGAUGAUCCACAGGACCCACGAGAGUUGCUUAUUCUCAGCCUGAAACGAGAAGUGCGCUCACUGCGAGUGGAGAACAGCUAUCUACGGCAGCACUUUCAGCAUAUUCUCGCCAGUUCACAGCCCGACGAGAAUGGCGUCGUCAGUGGCGUUGACAAGGGCACCAUUAUGGCUAUUCUGAGCAGCAACGGUGGCAGCAAUCAGGAGGCUAAUCAUGAUGCUAAUCGCGCCGAUGCAGGCGGCCAGCUAAGUCUGACCGUGCGAGAAAAUGAAAUGCUCCG